AUGUUGUCUCGGAUGUGGGGUGCUAUCAAGCGCCACCCUUAUAGGACUUUAGCGGGUGCAGCUGCAGCAGCAGCAGCAGCAGCAGCGGCAGCAGCAGCAGUAAAGAUAUACAGGCACCACAAGCGGCUUGCUGCGCUGCUAGAAGCUGAUGAGGGAGACCUGACUGGGUUGCUGCUGCAGCAGUUGGGUUUAAGUGAAGAGGAGCUGCAGCAGCUGCGGCAGCAGCAGCAGCAGCAGCAGGAGGUAACGGAAGCAGAGUGGGUGGCUGCCUUUCACUUUGUACGUAAUCAAUCUGUCUCAGAUGAUUCUCUGUUGCUGCUGCUGCAGCAGCUGCUGCAGCAACAGCAGCAGCAGCUAGAAGAAGCCUUCCCUGUUGAUGCAUACACCCGAGUGCUGCGAGAGCCGCAGCGCAGCAGCAGAAUGACGCCGCAGCAGAAGGAGGCAUGCUUCAAGGGUUUAUCUGCAAAUGUCUUAGCUAGGACAGUUUGCUGCUCCGUGCUGCUGCUGCUGCUGCUGCUGCUGCACCGCGUGGAAGUGAAUCUCCUCGCUGCAUCGCUGCUGAACAAGGAACGGCAGCAGCAGCAACAGCAGCCGCAGGAACUGCAGCAGCAGCAGCAGCAGCAACAGCAGCAGCAGCAGCAACAUCAACAGAACUUUGUCUUUCUGUCCUCUACACGCCGUGCUGCUUCUGCUGCAUUUGUAUGUCGUGUUGCUGCUGCUGCUCUUGCUGAGGUCUCUGUCUUUCUCGCGCUGCACCCACCCCACACCCCAAUAACAGCGCAGCUGCUGCAGCAGCAGCUGCAGCAAAUCAUGUGGAGAAUAUGCAAAAGGCUUUGCCGAGAGGCAGCCCAGCAGCAACGCCACCAGCAGCAGCAGCAACAGCAGCAGCAGCAGCAGCAACAGUCAGGACAGCCGGGAACGGCUUUUGUUUCGGAUGAGUCAGCAGCAACAGCAGCAGCGGAAGAAGCAGAUGCAACGACAGCAGCCGAUGCAGCAGCAGAAGCAGCAGCAGCAGCAGAAGCAGCAGCAGCAGCAGCAGCAGCAGAAGCAGCAGAAGCAGCAGCAGCAGCAGCACUAGGCAUAGAGGAGGAAUGUGGAUAUGCGGCGUUGCUGCUGCCGGAAGAGGGGUGUAUAGACAGCAGCGCGCUUGCUGCUCUGUCUCCUGCUGCAGCAGGUGAAGUGCUGCAUCUGCUGCAGGAAGCGAGAGAUGUCUUAGAUUCACCAGCAUUUGCUGCUGCUGUGAAGGGCCUCUGUGCUACUGCUGCUGCAUCUCUAGUCCGCCGCAUUGUAGAGACUGCGCAGCAAGCGGGUACGCUGCCCCCUGCCCCUGCUGCUGCUCCUGCUGCUGCUGGGGGCGGCGAUGCAGCAGCAGCAGCAGCAGCAGAUCCUUAUAAAGCCCCGUUUCAGCUUGCACGUAGUUUGGGGUGUAUAUGCAGGUUAGCAGAGUGGGCCCUAGGGGUAGGGGGACGAGGAGAGCUGCUGCAGCUGCUUGCUGCUGCAGCAGAGACAGUAGAGUUAUCUGCUUUGUGCUAUUGGUCUCCCCACUGCGAUUUUGAUAGAGUGCAGCAGCUGCUGCACCUCGUUGCCCUCGCCCAGCAGCAGCAGCAGCAGCAGCAGAUCGAUAUGCGUCAGCAGCUGCAACACCAGCAACUCCUGCAGCAAAACGCAGGUGACCCCCAGCAGGAGCAGCAGCAAACAGAGCAGCAGCAGCAAACUGAGCAGCAGCAGCAAGGGCAGCAAACUGAGCAGCAGCAGCACCAGCAGGAGCAGCAGCAAACUGAGCAACAGCAGCAGCAGGAGCUAGAGCAGAGCUCGGUUAAGACUACAGUUGCUGCUGCACUCCUCCGAAGUGAAGCUGCAGCAGCAGCAGACAAAGCCUUGAUCUGUGGCGGCGCUGCUGCUGCUGUGGGGCAGACAAUUUCAGGUGUAUAG
Molecule: messenger RNA, 1932 nt
Organism: Eimeria acervulina
Lineage: Eukaryota; Apicomplexa; Conoidasida; Eucoccidiorida; Eimeriidae
Exons: 1
Coding region: 1-1932 (643 amino acids)
Source: RefSeq, a predicted model, not a curated record